Molecule: messenger RNA, 822 nt
Organism: Eruca vesicaria subsp. sativa (arugula)
Lineage: Eukaryota; Viridiplantae; Streptophyta; Magnoliopsida; Brassicales; Brassicaceae
Source: the annotation of a GenBank genome assembly
UUGGGUUAUUCCUCCUUUCUCCACAUGAUGGAUACAUUCUCUUGUAAUACUUAUGAACAAAAUCACGCCCCUUUCGACCAUCGCGAUGAUGUUGUUGAUGAUCAUGAUCAUCAUCAUGCUAGUGAUUAUCAAGAAGAGAGUGGAUGGACAGCUUAUCUCGACGAUUUCUCGAAUCAAUACAGAACCCAUCGGGAAGAUAGUGAUCAUCAAGACAAGAGUUCUUGUUCGCUUCUUGACGUCUCUCCUUCUCUGGUCUCAGACGCAGCUACUGAUGCCUUUUCCGGACAGGGUUUUCCUGUUAAUUUUCCGGUGAAGUUGAAGUUUGGGAAAGCAAGAACCAAGAAGAUUUGUGAAGAUGAUUCUCUAGAGGACACGGCUAGCUCUCCGGUUAAUAGCCCUAAGGUCAGUCAGGUUGAACAUAUUCAGACGCAUCCCAGAAAAAAUGAGGACUAUGUCUGUUCUAGUUUCGCUAUGAGAACUACGAGAGGCAUGGGGGAUAAUCAGAUUCAAAUCCAAAAAGGGAAUGAACAAAAUAUGACGAUAAUGAGGAAUCUCGGAGAAGGAAACAUCAACAACAUGGACUUAAGGAGUAAAGGAUUAUGCGUCGUUCCUAUUUCCAUGUUGGCUAACUUUCAGGGUCGCUUCUGAAUGAUAAUCAUCUCUAGCUAAAACAUCCUUGUAAAUUGUGGUGUUUAUAUAUGUACCCAUCUUGAAUAUAUUUGCUUGAUGUGUGUACAUCUUGGUGUGUAUCUGAUAAAAUAACAUAUAUAUUAAUUUUUUUUUUGUAAAAACAUAUAUAUUAAUAUAUAAGGCAUAUCGGUG